AUGUCAUCUACACCGACACUCCCCGUUUCCACUUCCCAAUCAAACAUAAACACCAGCAAUGCUUCCUCCCAAUCUCAGCCUCCCAUCGCAACACCCGCCUUCCGCGCCUUCAUCUCCCGCAUCUCCUCCUCCCUCCGUCAAGCCUUCUCACAGCGCCGUCCCUGGUACGAACUCGUCGACCGUUCCUCAAUUUCACGGCCUGAAACACUAGCCGAAGCGUAUUCACGGAUCCGCAAGAAUUUCACAUACUUCCGUGUUAAUUACCUAACCCUAAUCAUCUUCGCGCUCGCGAUUUCUCUGAUCACACAUCCGUUUUCGUUGCUGGUUCUUCUCGGACUUCUCGCGUCGUGGUCGUUUCUCUAUCUAUUCCGUCCUUCAGAUCAACCGCUUGUUAUCUUCGGCCGUACAUUCGCCGAUCGUGAAACCCUAGGGAUUCUUGUUGUGCUCACUAUUUUUGUUGUGUUUCUCACAAGCGUUGGAUCUUUGUUGAUCUCUGCGCUUAUGGUUGGAUUGUCGAUCGUGUGUGCACACGGUGCGUUUCGUGUUCCUGAAGAUUUGUUUCUGGAUGAUCAAGAGGUGAAUAGUUCGGGAUUCUUAUCGUUCCUUGGUGGCGCUGCCUCUGCCGCUGCUCCGGUUGUUGGACGCGUGUAA
Molecule: messenger RNA, 651 nt
Organism: Lathyrus sativus (Indian pea)
Lineage: Eukaryota; Viridiplantae; Streptophyta; Magnoliopsida; Fabales; Fabaceae
Source: the annotation of a GenBank genome assembly